AUGCCACCCACCACCCGGAAAGGAUCGUCAUCCCUGAAGCAACUGAGGGUUCAAUUGGACGAUUUGAAGUCUUCGUUCGAUGAUAUUUGGUCUUUCGUUCAGAAGUUUUCUGAUGAAACCACCGGUACACAGGUAGAAGUUCGAUUGGAGCGGAUCGAUGACUUGUGGGAGAGAUUUAGUGAGAAUUUGGUCGAGCUAAAAUCUCAUGAAGACUUCGAGGAUGAGGAGAAUUAUUAUGGGAAACUACGCAAGCAUUUGAGCGAUCGUUACUAUGAAACCAAAACCUUCCUGUUGGACAAAGGUAAGGCCCUUCGCGUUUCUUCUGAGUUGGAACAGUCCGCCCAUGAACAAUCAAUGUCAGGUGCUGUCGGUCAUGUCCGAUUACCGCAGAUCAAGCUCCAAUCAUUCAACGGUGACAUCGAUGACUGGUUGAGCUUCCGAGACCUGUUCACCUCGCUCAUCCACUGGAGGACCGAUUUACCAGAGGUGGAGAAAUUUCAUUAUUUGAAAGGGUGUCUUCAAGGUGAACCAAAAAGCCUCAUCGAUCCCUUGAAAAUUACCAAGGCCAAUUACCAGAUCGCUUGGGAUACGCUGGUAAAAAGGUACAACAACAACAAACUGCUGAAGAAGAAGCAGGUCCAAUCUUUCUUCAAGCUUCCGACACUCUCCAAGGAAUCUGUUGUUGAGUUGCGUACUCUGGUGGAAGGUUUUGACCGUGUCGUCCAAACGCUUGAUCAAAUCGUGGAACCUGCUGAGUACAAGAAUCUCCUCUUGGUGAAUCUGCUCACGAUGCGACUGGAUCCAUCAACUCGUCGAGCAUGGGAAGAAUAUUCAGCCAACAAGGAGAUGGAUUUACUGACAGACCUCACCGAAUUUCUGCGUCAGCGAAUCCAAGUACUGGAAUCCCUUCCGUCUAGGCAGACGGACACCAAGGUCAUUCAUCAGCAACAACCACCACCGAAACCGAAAGCAAUCAAGUCCAGCUACAAUUCGGUUCAAUCGUCAGGAGGAAGAUGUGUGGCUUGUAAGGACAACCACCUUCUAUACCAAUGUUCCGUAUUCCAAAAACUUUCUGUGGCGGAUCGGGAUUCCUUGCUGAAAUCCCAUGGACUUUGCCGGAAUUGCUUCCGAUCGGGGCAUCAGGCGAAGGAUUGCCAAUCCAAAUUUUCCUGUCGGAUCUGCAAGAGCCGUCACCACACCCUGGUUUGUUUCAAGCCGGAGAAGGAUAACACUGCAACGGUCGCAGCGGUUGCUGGGGGCAACCAUCCUUCAAAUUCCAAGGAUUCCCAAGGCUCCUCAGGUUCCAAUACAAUCCAAGUGGCUAACGUGGCAGCCACUGAUGUUUCGGUAUGCGGUACGGCUAAUCAACUCACGUCGCAAGUCCUAUUAGCGACAGCGGUAGUCAUCGUCGAGGACGACGCUGGUUCAAGGUACCACGCCCGUGCUCUUCUCGAUUCCGGUUCAGAGAGCAACUUCGUAUCGGAACGGUUAACCCAAAGGAUGAAGGUCAUCAGGAGUAAGGUCGACGUCUCGGUCCUUGGUAUAGGACAAGGGGCCACCAAGGUCAAGCAUACAGUCCAAGCGGUCAUACGUUCGCGAGUCUCGGAUUUCUCGCGAGAUAUGAGGUUCCUAGUGCUGCCCAAGGUAACUGCGAAUCUCCCUACAGCCUCAAUAAACACGGAAGGGUGGAUUCUACCGAACAGUAUUGAGCUAGCAGAUCCUGCAUUCUUCACGUCCAAGGAAGUUGACAUUGUGCUAGGCAUCGAGGCUUUCUUCGAAUUCUUCGAAUCGGGGCGAAGGAUUACAAUCGGCAAACAUCUACCAAGCCUUACAGACUCGGUGUUCGGUUGGGUAGUAUGUGGUGGCUGUUCAACUCCUAUCAAUUCCCUACAAGCCAACUGCCAUUUCUCAACGUCCGAGGACUUGGAAAAGUUGAUGGCACGUUUCUGGUCGUGCGAGGAGGUGGAAUUCACGGACGCCUAUUCUCUGGAGGAAAAGAAGUGUGAAGAAUUAUUUCAACGUGGAGUUCAAAGAGAUCCAGAAGGCCGUUACACUGUUCCCUUACCCAAAAACGAAGACGUUCUUCCAAAUCUGGGCGAGUCACGGGACAUCGCAUUCCGGCGUCUUCUCGGAACGGAACGGAGGUUGGCAAGGGAUGCCAACUUGCGGGAACAAUACGUCGCUUUCAUGGACGAUUACCUGAAAUUGGGACACAUGCGCAAGGUCGAAGAAUCUACAGAGGAACAGGUCAAACGGUGCUUUCUACCCCAUCAUCCGGUGGUCAAGGAGGCUAGUACCACCACCAAGGUCAGAGUGGUCUUCGACGCUUCGUGCAAGACGUCAUCCGGAGUGUCCUUAAAUGAUGUGCUUCUGGUAGGGCCAGUUGUGCAGGAAGAUUUGAGGUCAAUUAUCCUACGCAGUCGGACGAAGCAGAUUCUCCUCGUAUCGGACGUCGAGAAGAUGUUCCGACAAAUCCUUACGUGGCUCAAGGAUCGACCACUCCAGUCCAUAUUAUUUCGCUUUUCUCCGGACGAGGAAGUCGCAGUGUACGAACUGAACACCGUAACGUAUGGAACCAAAUCCGCACCAUUCCUGGCAACACGAACUCUCCGACAGCUGGCUGCUGACGAAGAAGAUCGAUUUCCGCUCGCGGCAAGAGCAAUUCGUGAGGACGUCUAUAUGGAUGACGUCAUCACCGGUACGGAUGAGGUGGAUGCAGCUAUCAGUCUCAGAAACCAGUUGACCGAGAUGAUGCUGUGUGGUGGUUUCAAGCUCCGAAAGUGGGCUUGCAAUGUUCCCGAAGUUCUGGAAGGCUUCACAGUUCCUCCGUUAGAAACUGAUGUUCCGUUGACGAAACGUCGAAUACUGUCACUGAUCGCUACGCUAUUCGACCCACUUGGCUUGAUUGGUGCCACGACUUCGUCAGCCAAGAUAUUUAUGCAACAGCUCUGGACGUUGCAAGACGAUAAUGGCAAUCGGUUGGACUGGGAUCAACCAGUACCUUCAAUGCUAUACGAAAAGGUCAAGGAUUCUACUCGGUUAGCGGUUCAGACUUUCUUCUGGACAGAUUCAACAUGUGUGCUACGUUGGAUCGAAUCUACGCCAGCAACAUGGACCACGUUCGUCGCCAACAGGGUGGCAAAAAUUCAAACGCUGACGGAGGGAUGGCAAUGGAGACACGUGCCUGGUAGAGACAACCCAGCGGACCUAAUAUCGCGUGGAGUGUCACCCGAAGACAUCGUCGACAAUGAACUUUGGUGGGAAGGUCCGAAUUGGCUGAAGGAAACUCGAGAAGCAUGGCCUGGUGCUGUCGAAGAAAACCCAGAAGCAGGAGAGGAAGAAAGGCGUCGCACCGUAGUUGCGUGUACCGUAUCAGCCGUAGCGGAAUUCAACGAGAUGUACCUCAGCAAGUUUGGAUCGUACUCUGACCUGGUUCGACGAACGGCAUACUGGCUCCGACUCAUGAAACUCCUACGAAUACCAACAGCAAGUCGUCCCGCAAACGAAUUCCUAACUACUGCAGAACUGAAGGCUGCUGAAAACGCUGUGCUCCGGAACGUCCAAAGAGAAGUCUUCGCAGAAGAAUGGAAGGCUUUAUCAAAGGGAGAGUUUGUAUCGAGGAAGUCACCGUUGAGGUGGUUUCAUCCGUUCAUCUGCAAGGAUGGACUAAUCAGAAUAGGAGGUCGACUGAAGAAUUCCGAAGAAUUGGAGAGCACCAAGCACCCUGUAGUUCUACCAGCACGGCAUCAGUUAACUCGGUUGAUUCUCCGUUAUUUUCACGAGCGAUUACUGCAUGCUGGCCCACAACUGCUACUGGGAGCAGUCCGGUUGCAAUUCUGGCCACUCGGUGGAAGAAAUGUAGCAAGGGAGGUAGUUCACCGUUGUGUGAAAUGCUUCCGAACGAAACCAUCUACAAUGCAGCAGUUCAUGGGUGAAUUGCCGUCAUCCCGAGUCACAAUUUCACGUCCGUUCACGAAAACAGGCGUAGACUACUUUGGCCCUAUCUACAUCCGACCAGUCCCCAGACGAGCUGCAGUGAAAGCCUACGUAUCGGUGUUCAUUUGCCUCUGUACCAAGGCGGUACAUCUGGAACUGGUAUCCGAUCUUUCAACGGAUCGCUUUCUGCAAGCCUUGCGACGGUUCGUUUCACGGAGAGGAAAGUGUUCGGACAUCUAUUCCGACAACGGUACGAACUUCGUUGGUGCCCGGAACAAGCUAGCAGAAUUAUACAGUUUGCUGAGCGAUCGUACCCAUCGUGACCGAGUCACGAGUGAACUGGCUAAGGACGGAAUUCAGUGGCACUUUAACCCACCUAGCGCGCCACAUUUCGGAGGACUCUGGGAGGCUGCAGUCCGGUCGGCUAAGAACCAUCUCAUCAAGGUGAUAGGAGAGACCCCAGCGUCAUCGGAAGAUUUCUCCACUCUACUUACACAGGUUGAGGCCUGUCUGAAUUCCCGUCCGUUGACAUCGAUGUCGGAUGAUCCAAACGAUUUGGAACCUUUGACACCAGCACAUUUUUUGGUCGGUUCUUCACUGCAGGCCCUUCCCGAUCCUGAAUUCACGUCAAUCGCACCGAAUCGACUGAACCGUUUCCAGCUGAUGCAACAAAAAUUGCAGCACUUUUGGAUCAGGUGGCGCCGCGAAUACCUGAGUCAACUGCAAGCUAGGACCAAGCGAUGGAAACCGGCAGUUCAUGUGGAGAUAGGCAAGCUCGUCGUCAUCAAGGAGGAUAACCUUCCGCCUAUGCGUUGGAAAAUGGGAAGAAUCGUCGCUGUACACCCGGGAGCAGAUACCGUA
This is a messenger RNA of Ochlerotatus camptorhynchus, 4797 nucleotides long. RefSeq lists its product as uncharacterized. Gene Ontology annotation, biological process: DNA integration. The annotation marks the transcript as partial. NCBI's taxonomy places the organism in Eukaryota, Metazoa, Arthropoda, Insecta, Diptera, Culicidae. The transcript has 3 exons. Gene Ontology annotation, molecular function: nucleic acid binding; zinc ion binding. The record is from RefSeq and is a predicted model, not a curated record.